GCAGCGGACGCUGGAUUUGAUGACAAAAAUUUCUACGAUUUCAUGAAAAAUCCAGAAAAGAGUGAUCGAGUGAAGCUAAAGUCACUGAAAGUAUCCGAUUGCAUGAAACCAUUCGAAAUGUGGGAUAGCAAUGAAUGCCGUAAAAUGUCGUGCCUUACGAGUUUGACAGGUCCUCUGCAACAAAACCGCUGCUUUAUUAAACAGAUCGCUGUAGUGUUUCGUUACGUAACCAAAUAUGCAUUUCACUGUGAUGGCUGCUGUUCACAGGGCCGAUGCACUGAAGAGGAAGACGUACAAAAUGUUAAAAAGGCCGAAGCACAUCUCACAAGCAGAAGAGUGGAGUUGGAAGAACUGGACAAUCGCACAUACACGAGUAAAGAAGUGAACAUGUAUCGGCAUUUUCAGCCGGAAAUGUGA
This is a messenger RNA of Gongylonema pulchrum, 417 nucleotides long. The record is from the annotation of a GenBank genome assembly. NCBI's taxonomy places the organism in Eukaryota, Metazoa, Nematoda, Chromadorea, Rhabditida, Gongylonematidae.